Molecule: messenger RNA, 3114 nt
Organism: Amoebophrya sp. A25
Lineage: Eukaryota; Dinophyceae; Syndiniales; Amoebophryaceae
Source: the annotation of a GenBank genome assembly
CAGCUAUUUGUUGUAGUACGCAUUUGUGCCCAUACAUGAAGAUGAAGUAGAUGUUGAUCUGACCCAAAAUGCUUUGCAUCCCCGUAAGAUUUUCUGCGUUUUUCUCUCCCAGUAAUUUGUCUCUAUAAUGCACGGUUGAUAGGUACUAUUACGUCGUAAUGGAACUGUUCCGGUUCAACAAGUGAUGUACUUGUACGAGGAGUCCUAGUAGAUUUCGUGAGCAUUUGGAUUUGUUUCUGUAGAUGAGAAAUAUUAAGUGCAAAAACAAGCAACGGGAAUGAGGUGAUGAGUUUUGUCGACGGUGAUGGCUUUCAUAUUUGAACUUUUUUCGUUGUCUUUGAAUGAAUGAAUUAAUUUUCGUUGUCUUUGAAAUUGAAUUUGAAAGUCUUAUGUUGAUGAUUGUCCUAUUGUGCUGUAGAAGGGCGUAGAGAGUUCCUGAAAACUGUUUCCGCUCCUGCCGCUCUCGAAAAAAGUGACCAUAAUUUCUUCGAUGUCUUAUCAUUUUUGCUUAGAAGAUUUGAUUGAAUCGACGGGGGUCCUCGUCGUGGCAGCACAAUCAGUUUGAUAGAAGGACUAACUACGUCUUCUUGCUUAUAAAGAGCUUCCCACGUUGUACUUAUACUCACAAGCAGUGGUACUAUGUAUGAUGUUCGUGUAGUAAUGGUCCCUUAGAGUUAGAAGUUGCUACUUAAUAGUUGCAAUCCACUAGAGUAAUCUAGUGGUCACUGGAUUGCAGCAUUGUAGAGUAUCCCUCUCAACAAGAGGAAUUUAAAAUUCUCUUGUUUCACGCACUAGUACACUGAAAAAUCAAAAUGUUGGAAGGAUUUCAUCAAAGUUCGCACACUAGUAUAACAUCCUUAACCAUGGCAAAUUUGCAAGAGAAAGAACGUUUGCAAGGAGGUCUUGAUGAUCCAGUUGGAGUAGAGGCGGCGCUGAAAAAUGACAAUGAGGCGUCUGGCGCGAGUGUGAUAUCGGCUGACACGGACUGGGGAGAGGGGAGCGACCCAGUGCUGGGCAGCAGCGAAACCGCCAUGGACACACACACUUCCAACAGCUCGGCUUCGCGAGUAGCAAAGUUGAACAACGCCGCAGAGAAUGGCGCCUUCGUUGUGAGUCACGGUCCUGCUCGUGGACUUGGUGCUGCGACAUCAACUCCUGUCGACGUUCCGAGGUUGGCCGAUGGAGUAGGGGUCCUCCACACGGAAAGAUCUCUCAAUGUGGAGUUGAGCAUGAGCGAGGAGAAUGUCAACAAUGAGUCUUUCGCAGCUGCUCUUGGUCGUGACCACGAUGAGUACCUUGUUGGUGCUACCUCUACUACUAGAACAACGGCCAACUCCGCUCCUGUAGCUGUACCUAUUUUUAGCAGUGCAAGAACAACAUCUCUACAAGAACAAGAUGCGAAGACCAGCAUGACCAUGAAGAUGCUGGAAACAGAAGCUUCUUUUGACGACAAUCAUACAGCAGCAUUUUCAUCAGCUAGUACCAAGCAGGGUCCCAGAAGCGCGUCCACUAAGAAGGAGAAGCGGAAGAAGAAAACGGCGGCAGAGAUCAUAGAGCAAUUGGAGAAACUGAUUUACUACGACGACGUGCUAAAAACCGUCACUGCAUGUGGAGGUCGAGCCUUGGUGUAUGUCGUCUGUGAAAUGGAUGAAAUGUUAAGGCUCAACAUGUUGAUAUCAAUAAUGCACUUUUCUCCCCCUCCACGGUCUUCUGUCCACAACGGCCCUGGCGGUUGCGUAAUUCGCCAGCGUCGUUGGCCUACGCUAGCCUAGCACUGCUGGGGGGAUCCUCAUGCGGGCGGCCCGGAUGGCGGCCCUCAUUUUGAGAUCCCUGGCGUCACUCUUGGUGGACGCUUGGCGCAUAAUUAGCCAUCUUCACAUAGGUUAUAAACAGCUCUAUGAGAUCAUAUUAAUGCAUCUCCUCUAGGAUAUUUUAUAAUAUGAAAAUUAAAUGUUGUGAGGUCUACGUCUUUGUCUAAAAGUGGAGGCUAAAUACGGUGACGGGCCUUUCUGGAGCUUUUUAGACUCUGCCUGGGACGAAGAUGAAGCGGAGAUGUUUGCGAAUGAACUGCAAUCGGGAGGUGACUGGACCCAGGCACCACAGAAGCAGGCGCCACUGUUUACCAGGGAGACGCCGUCUUUUGCGGCGGCGUCGCUCUACGGCUUGGACGAUGGAGAGUUUGACGCGACCGGCGAAGAGCAGGUCCAAACAAAACACGGCGGCCCAACGGUUGAGUCCAUACUUGGCUUUUCGUUUAGGAAGCGGUCGAGGUCCGCACCGGUGGAUGGCACCUCCGGGUUUCCAAACCCCUUCGAUGAGGAUCAGCAUUUUGCGGCUUUCGACGAGAGUGCUGCUGCAGCCCCCACCAACAGGGAAGCCCUUCCAGGGGCAUCAACCGAAUUCAGCAUAGACUGCUUGCGCCGGAGCACCUCCGACGAAGGACAAGGAGAAAAUAAAAGCACCAGUCCGAAUAUUAACCUAGUCCAAGAAAUGCACGGAGCAGGUGCAGGUCGCGGAGAAAAGAUGGCAUCAGUAGAGCGGCACGAGCGCUAUAUCGAAGCGGGGAAAGAGCAACUCGGGUACUCCUACCAUGUCGUUUCCGUGGUCCUAAAGCUCGAGCCGGUGGAAGACGAGCUCAGUUCAUCAAGCGAGGAAGACGAGUAUGCAGUUGCAGAGGGUUCCAGUCGUGGAUAUCAAAGUCGAGAACUACUCAACAAGAACUACUUAGCUCUUUCUUCACCAUCAACUCCAGCUAAUUCUAUUAAUGGACAUCCAGCUGCAUCCGCUUCUCCAGCAUCCUCCAGGAGUGGUCAAGAUCCAACUAAAAAGAAUAAGGUUGCUGGCGGCACACAACAGAGCAAUGUACGAAACAGUAAGAUAACAGCGAAGUGGGGACCAAGCGCGGCGUCGAAUGUGGACGUGGUUCAACUACAAGGCGACAAGAACAAGUUGCAGAGGGUUGUCAUUGAUGAGAGAUCGAUACGGAUUCGAAAAGGGGCGCACUCGAUUACCUUGGAAGCGAUCGCUAGAAGCAUUGGGAAGUGUAAUUCGCGCAACACUGGCGGUCAUAACAUCCUCCGGUCUGUUAUAGGCAAACUGCCCGCUUUGAGGUAG